AAAACAUUUAACUAUAAAUGUAAGUUAAGGCAAUGGUUAAAGAAAAGGAGUAAAAAGCGGAAAAGUAAAAGACACUGAAAAGGCUCACAAACUUGAAAAAUGGGACGUGAAAGAAUAUCUAUGAAACUAAUUCAAAACGAGAAAUCAAGAAAGACAACAUUUCAGAAGAGAAAGAAGGGCUUAUUGAAAAAAGCGAAUGAACUUUCCAUUCUUUGUGAUGUUGAUGUUUGUGUGAUUCUCUAUGCACCCAACUUUGAAGGUGAAGGAUUUGCAGAACCUGAAACAUGGCCUAAAGACACAAACGAGGUACAAAGGAUUCUUCAAAAAUACUAUAACACAACAGUCGAUAGACGUCAUAAGGUUUAUCAUCUUCAAGAAUAUUUCCAAGAAAGGUUGAAGAAAGUUGCGUUUGAGAUUUCGAAAGUGCGAAAACAAAGGCUAAAGAUCAUGUAUCCAACUUGGGAUGAAGCUUUUGAUUCUCUUAGAGGGAAUGAAUUGAAGUCACUUAUUAGCACAUUGGAUUCUAGGUAUGAUUCUUGCUGUCAAAAGAUGGAUUUUCUUAACGGAAAAGCGAAUAUGGAACAAUCACAUCCUAGUACUUCUAUUUUAAUCUCAAAUCCAAGUAGCUACUUGAAUCCAUUUGUAAACAACAUGUUUCAAGAGGGACAAUGCUCUCAACCUUCUUCGAUGAGUGCACAAGCUUUCUAUCAGCCACUUCAAUUAGGACAAUGCUCUCAACCUUCUAUGGUGUUUUCGAGUGCACAAGAAUUCUAUCCGUCACUACAAUUAGGAGAAAGUGUUGAACCUUUUUCGAUGAUUCCAAGUUCACAAGCCUCUUAUCAUCCACUUCAAUUAGGACAAAGCGCUCAACCUUGUUCGAUGAUGCCAAAUGCACAAGCCUCUUAUCAUGUGGAGCCUGAGCCUGAGCCUGAUGAGUCUUAUCCUUAUGAACAUAUUGGAGCUGGUCGAAACUUGUCACCAUACUAUUACAAAGGGAACACAUCAAUGCAAUCACAUCCUGAUCAUGUGCAAACUCUUCCUUUCCAGAAUAUUCCAAAUCUGCCACAUGGAUUUCAGCAUAAUGGAAUCACUGAUAUGGAUGUUCUUCAAGCUGAUAUGUUCAACUACAAGGAUGAAAGGAAUUAGAUCAUAUGUUUCAUCAUUUUUGGGAAUUGGUGUUUUCUUUGUAAUUGAUAUUUGUGUUGGUUUUUGUUCCUGUCUGAUAGGUUUUUCGUAGUACUUUGGUUGUGUACCAUUCAAAUUACCCUUAACAGAAUCCAUUUUUUGUUUUGUU
Lathyrus oleraceus (garden pea) is the source of this 1294-nucleotide messenger RNA. RefSeq names its product MADS-box transcription factor PHERES 2. Bases 100 to 1146 code for a protein of 348 amino acids. Gene Ontology annotation, molecular function: protein dimerization activity; DNA-binding transcription factor activity, RNA polymerase II-specific; cis-regulatory region sequence-specific DNA binding. The transcript is spliced from 2 exons. The record is from RefSeq and is a predicted model, not a curated record. Lineage: Eukaryota; Viridiplantae; Streptophyta; Magnoliopsida; Fabales; Fabaceae. Gene Ontology annotation, biological process: positive regulation of transcription by RNA polymerase II.